CUGGAUGGCUUGCCUGGCUCCGGGCUUCAGCCCUGGCCCAGCUCUGGCCACUGGGGGCGUUCAGGGAGUGACCCAGAGGAAGGGACCCCUCUGUCUCUCAUAAACACACACACACACACACAAGCUACAGUAUUUGCGGAUCAGUAACAGGCAGAUGCUGGGAGACUUUUGCAUAUCUUUGUAUAAUAAUAACAGCGAGGGCACAAAGAGCUCUAUUAUUUUUAUCGAAACACAGAGAUGUCUCUAAGAAAGGGGGAUGAACUGAGACCACCUCCCGCUGCUUUGGAACUGGUCUCUCUUCUGUCAUCCCCUACCACGCUGCCUACCUCUCUCGCUCUGUAGGUCCUUGUUGUGUUUUGCCCCGGCCUCCCUUCAAUUGUGUUGUCAUUCAUCUGUCCACAACUAUUCAGUGAGCGCCUGUGACUGAUUGUGGAGCUCUUGGAGACUGGGGCCUGGCUCGUGGUUUGCGUCUGAUCGUCUGAUCGUGCAGCAGGGAGCUAAUGCAUUCCCAUCCACCCUGGGUGCCUCAGUAUUGAGCCUGGAGCCCCCUUCAGCCUCCAACACUGUGAACUGGCUGAGCUGUGCCUUCCUUUCUCGCCCAGCGCUAGGGGGUUGGGGAUGACAAAGGGAUGAGAAAGGUGAACCCAGAGUGGCGGGGGUGGAGGGGGGCUUCUUCUUGGUGACCCAGACACCCAGCCCGUCAGCGUGCCAGUUCUUGCCCGUCUGCUCCAGCCUUGGACCUCAAGGAGGUGGGUGCAGCCCACUCUCCAGCACCCACCUCUGGAGUGGACAGCAAAACGCACUCCACCUUGGAAGCCUGGAGUUCUCAUCCCAGCCCUGCCGCCUUGCUUUCUGCCAGCUGCUGUCCUGCCCCGAGUCCCCGUUUCCCUCCUCGCUAGCCCAGAAGCGUCUCUGAGUUCCCCUCCAGCUCUACCCUGAAAGCUCAACUCCUUCCUCACUUCAGAGAACCCAAGCAUCACUGUGCCCCACCCCUGCUCUGGGUAAACAGGAAGCUGAGGGGGGGAGCCUCGUUGAGCCGGAAAGCCCCAGCCAGGUGUGUGGGUCCACAGGGAGGGGGUGACCCCACCCCGGAGGUAUGAAAGCCCUCGGGUCCUGACCCUGGUUCGGAGUCUGCAUGGGGGCACUGGAGUUGGAGGGCCGGGGUAAGAGGCCCCAGGGGAGGGGCUGCUUCCUGCUGGCUGUGGCAGGGGCCACUUCCCUGGUGACCCUGCUGCUGGCAGUGCCUAUCACCGUCCUGGCUGUGCUGGCCUUGGUGCCGCAGGAGCAGGGAGGACUGGAUUUCAGCAGCUGCCGGAGGAGGAGAAGGAGGAGCCAGAAGCAGAUCUCAGCUCCAGGCUGCCGGCUGCCCACCUCAUAG
This is a messenger RNA of Oryctolagus cuniculus (rabbit), 1378 nucleotides long. RefSeq names its product lymphotoxin beta (gene LTB). Gene Ontology annotation, molecular function: tumor necrosis factor receptor binding. Gene Ontology annotation, biological process: immune response. The record is from RefSeq and is a predicted model, not a curated record. NCBI's taxonomy places the organism in Eukaryota, Metazoa, Chordata, Mammalia, Lagomorpha, Leporidae. Gene Ontology annotation, cellular component: membrane.